AUGGAAACACGCGGUCAGUCCCAUAUAUUCGACAUCAAUAAAUUCUUCUGGAAAAUUUUCGGGAUAUGGCCUGGAGAGAUUCCAAAGCAAUAUUACAAAUACUAUUCGUUCCUGUACAUCUCAAUAACGACGGUUAUGUACAAUGGUUUGCUAACCUUAAAUUUAUUUUACACGCCCCGAACCCUUGAAGGGAUGAUUGGAGAGGUCAUAUUCUUUUUUACUGAAGUGGCAGUGGUCGCGAAAAUAGUGAUGGUCCUUGUACUGAGAGAAAAGAUUAUCUCGAUACUGAAAUUAAUCGAUUGUGCUGAAUUUGAAGCGUGGGAUGCGACGGGAAAAGACAUUUUGGAUAAAAUGUCGUCGAUUUAUAUGACCUGCUGGAGAGCCUGCGCUGCUGUAUCAAACAUCUCGUAUUUCUUUUUUAUAAUUUUACCGAUUUUUUCACACUUCAUUUGGAAGGCUGAUAUUGAGUUGCCUAUAUGCAAGUAUUAUUUCCUCAGCGAUGAAAUUAAGCAAAGAUACUUUAUGUUAUGGUUUGUUUAUCAAGCUAUUGGGAUAUACGCCCAUAUGUCAUAUAACAUAAAUAUCGAUUCCUUUAUAUCGGGUUUGAUGUUUGUGGCGAUACGACAGCUGAAAUUGCUUAGCCACAACUUUUCUCAAAUACAAUCCAGAAAUAAUUCUCUCCUAACUGACUCCAAGUCAGAUUUGGUAACGUUGCAUAAAUUACUAAAGCAUUAUGAUAUUAUUAUAAAAUAUUGCUACGAUAUUCAAGACAUCAUAAGUUUGGUCAUGUUCAUACAGUUUUCUAUGGCAUCGGCAGUUAUAUGCGUUACAAUGUUUGGAUUGCUAACAGUAUCUUCACAUGAAAUAUUCUAUGGAAUGCUAUCAUACUUAUCAGUGAUGACGUCACAGAUUUUCGUCCCAUGCUAUUUGGGAACACACUUGGAUUAUGAGAGCCAAAAUUUAAUGAUUGCUGCCUACAACUGCAAUUGGGUGCCCCAGUCCGAACCGUUCAAGCGCAGUCUUCGCCUCUUCAUAUCGAGAGCCAACACUCCUAUUGUCAUCCAGGGCCUUAAGAUAUUCCCGCUCUCGUUGAAAACAUUUAAUGGAAUAAUGAAGAUGGCAUAUUCUUUCUUUACUCUUUUGCGGAAAGUGCAGGACCGUGAAAUGUAA
This is a messenger RNA of Ostrinia nubilalis (European corn borer), 1170 nucleotides long. RefSeq names its product odorant receptor 2a-like. The record is from RefSeq and is a predicted model, not a curated record. Gene Ontology annotation, molecular function: odorant binding; olfactory receptor activity. Gene Ontology annotation, biological process: sensory perception of smell; detection of chemical stimulus involved in sensory perception of smell. Gene Ontology annotation, cellular component: plasma membrane. The transcript has 5 exons. Lineage: Eukaryota; Metazoa; Arthropoda; Insecta; Lepidoptera; Crambidae. Bases 1 to 1170 code for a protein of 389 amino acids.